CUAUUAUAGAACCAUAUAUAGCUCAUUCUGUGAAUCUGAAGAAUGAUUUUUACCAUGCAGAGAACCAUUUAAGCAUGUGUUACAGUUAGGAAUAGAACCACUGUCUUUACUAAACAACCCUUGACGAACCAUCUUUGGUGACUUGCUCAGUGUUUUAUAUUACCUAAAAAUGACUAAAUAACUUUAGUUCUAUAUAGAACCACUUUUAACUUAAGAAACCUUGAAGAACCAUCAUUUUUAAGAAAGAAUGGUAGCUUGCUGAGUGUGUAUACAACAUGGUGUUUUCCUAACCUUAAAAAUAACGAAAUAACCUCCUACUUCUCCUUUAGACCUUAAUAUCACACUAGAAUGCCUAAGAAAGGAGCGUGUGGUCUUCUUAUUGCAACUUCUUUGAUCUGACCAAACUCUUAUUAUUUAAACUAAUGGCCUUGUGGCUUGAGCCUUGAUUGCUUGCAUCGUGGCCUUCUGAAAUUCAGCUGCAAUGAUUACAUCAGCAACCAGUGCUUUCACUCCCUAGAGCAUUCCCACGCCAAGGACGCCGGGCUGAAGCUGAGGGAAGCGCUAAAGCAGCAACUCAUGAUCAUCCACGAGAGAAUAGAGGCCAGGAAGAUAGCCAAACUGGCCCUGGCAGAAGUGAGAAACAUCAUAGCCAAGGAGGAAGAGGAGAAGGCCUUGGACCGAAUGAGGGAGGAGUCGGAGGCCAAGGCCUGGGACAGGGCUGAGGCUCGUCUGAAAGAGGAAGGAGAGAGAAUAGAGAAGGCGGAUGUGGAAAAGGCCAUGGAGAGGAUCAGGAGGGAGAAGGAGGAGAGGGAGAAAAUGGCAGAGAAAGCAAAGAUAGAAAAAGAUGAGGAGAAGGAAAAGCCUGAGAAGGAUAAGAAGCCACACGAUAAGCCUGUUGAUGCUGAGGGCAGAAAGGCUGAGAAGGAUGGCAAGGGAAAAGAAGCCAAGAAGACUAAAAAGAAACAGUGAAGAAGCUCCUAAAGGGAACCUGUUAUGCUCAAUUUCAUGGUCAACUAGAGUAGAUCUGUUCCUAAAACGUUAUUUUUCUCAUUCUGCUCAUCUUUAUUCACCCUGUCUGAAACGCUCUGUUAGAGCUCCUGUGUCUCUAAGCCCCACCUCCUGAUGAGCCUGGCGUGCUCUGAUUGGUCAGCUCGCCCACUUUGUUCUGAUUGGUCAGCCUCCAGAGCCGUUCCACGUCAUCAUGUUUCGCCCCUGUCCUGCAGUCUCCUGAGCAGCUGUAACUCCGCUGUGGCCGUUUCUCCAGCUGCGUUGGUUCUGCCGUAUCAGUUUGAUCCAGAGUGGAUCCUGAAAGUCCGGUCAGCGUCUUCACACGGCUACAGCACUGAACACGCUCUUCCUCCUCUAGGAGCCGCUGAGCUCACCAGUAAGCGGGCAGUAAGGACUAUGUUACAAGAUGUCAUCAUGUAACGUAGUUGGAAAAGGGCUGGAAUUCCAACAAGGCGUUUCAGGCAACUGAGAAAAGAGGGUUCCGCUUUGUGACUGUAGGAUGUUUACAUGCACGAAAAGCUAUAACACACAGGUCACCAAUAGGCAGACUGCGGUCCAAGUCCAGACCCAGACGCUGUCCUAUGUGGACCUGGACCUAUAACUGAUUAAAAUAUGGAGAAUUAUUUAAUUUUGAUGGGGUGGUCCUGUUUUAAUCAGCGUAACUUGUCUAGCCUUUACCGUAGCUUUAGAGGCCUGUUGGACUCAGACCAAUCGCAGUCAGAGAAGAAAGUGAGUCAGAGGGAAGUUAUUUCACAUGUCGUGCUCUAAAAAGAGAGAACUGGCAGUAAAUGUUCUUGAAAUCUGACUGAACUGGACUUUAUUUGAUCUGAUAUUCAGUUGUUUGACUGUAUAAGAUGUUGAUAUUCCUACUCGGCUGCUUCAGUAAACAGUAUAUGGCACUGAAUAAUGAUGCAGGUUCGACAUUGUGAUGUUCUGGACAUUCGCUUGAGGAAAUGUUCUUUGACUGGACCUCACUGAUUUUAAUUAAAGACCCCUGCGCUAAAGGAAAAAAAAAACUGCACUAAAGCAUAAAAAAACCAGAAGAGCAUAACGGGUCCCCUUUAAGUGAAGAGCAGCACAUGUGCCACGUGUUCUGAAUAUUUCAGUUCCAUUAAAGAUCAUUUGGUCAGACA
This is a messenger RNA of Pygocentrus nattereri (red-bellied piranha), 2141 nucleotides long. RefSeq names its product stress response protein nst1-like. The record is from RefSeq and is a predicted model, not a curated record. The coding region runs from base 577 to 969 and encodes 130 amino acids. The transcript has a single exon. NCBI's taxonomy places the organism in Eukaryota, Metazoa, Chordata, Actinopteri, Characiformes, Serrasalmidae.